Messenger RNA from Nerophis lumbriciformis (worm pipefish), 996 nucleotides. Lineage: Eukaryota; Metazoa; Chordata; Actinopteri; Syngnathiformes; Syngnathidae. The record is from RefSeq and is a predicted model, not a curated record.
AUGAAGAUUAACAGCAGCCUGAGUGCACCGCAGCUACCCGAGUCCUUGUCCCAAGACGGCCUUCAGUUCAGCGUGGCCACCGAGGAGGACUUUGAUGACAUCAUGGCCAUAAGUCAGGACAUCUACGGGGGUCUGGACUACCUGCCCACCAGGUACAGCAGCUGGCUGCAGGAAAGCAACCGCACCGUCAUCCUGGCCCGCAAGGAGGGAAAAGUGAUUGCUCUCGAGUCGGUCUGCGUGAUCGACGAAGGCGAAACCAUGCUAGUGGAGGGUCUCCGCGUGGCCCCACAGGAAAGGGGGAAGGGCGUGGCAGGGGUCCUGCUGCGAUUUUGCUCUGAGCUGGUCAAGUCCAAACACCCUGAGGUGAAAGUCAGUCGCCUGACCCGUGAUGAUCCGCUGGGGUCCAAGGACUUCCAGAAGUAUCGCGUGAUCACCAAGCAGGGUAUCCUACUUGUGCGCUUCCGAGCCGAGGACCUGAAGCGCCGACUUUCUGACAUUAGCGGCGGAGAAACAUGUCCAAAUUCGGCAUCAUUCCCCAUACGUCUGGACCACAAUGCCGUCCGUCGGCUCUUUCUGACCAGCGACCUGAUGCGGGGGGUGCUCCCCAACUCCACCAUCAUUCAAGACUGGCAGCCCUUUAAGCCCGUGCCGGGUAACAUGGCCAUUCUGAUGAAGAAAGACAUCGACUGGAUGGUGGACGACGCCUCCAAGCCCAGUGUGGGAAGCCUGUGUACCUUCCCCUUCAGGGUCCCCAUCGGAGAAGACUGGUACUACCUGAACAUCGACAUGUUCGGCAAAGAUCUUGAUCUAGUUCGCCAGCAGUUCCUGAGCCACCUGCAGCGCCACACGGCCACCUUGAAGGGUCACGUCAUGUGCCAGAUGUUCCUAGACCCGCCCCUUUGGAAGCCCAUGGCCGACUUUUGUCGCCAAGCCCUUUGCGUGGAGCUCGUCAAAGAGUACACGGAGCAAUGCGUGGUGGAAUCUGACGUCAUGUAG